Messenger RNA from Rhinolophus ferrumequinum (greater horseshoe bat), 1393 nucleotides. It is a transcript of the gene HPGDS, whose product is annotated as hematopoietic prostaglandin D synthase. NCBI's taxonomy places the organism in Eukaryota, Metazoa, Chordata, Mammalia, Chiroptera, Rhinolophidae. Gene Ontology annotation, molecular function: glutathione transferase activity. Gene Ontology annotation, biological process: glutathione metabolic process. The record is from RefSeq and is a predicted model, not a curated record. The coding region runs from base 181 to 804 and encodes 207 amino acids. The transcript has 7 exons.
CUAGGGACUCCACAGAGACAUAGCACAAGAAAUACAUGCAGCUUUCCCUAUGUGGGAUUCUUAACUCAGAAUGACAGUAGAAGGGCUCAGCAAUGACACUUAACAGGAAAUAAGAGGCCAGCAUGACAUUGGAAUUUGCCUAGGCCAGUCAAAUCAUAUUUAGAUUUAUAAGCCUCCUGGAUGUUAUUUACAUGUAAUUAUAUCAUGCCAAACUACAAACUUAUAUAUUUUAAUAUGAGGGGGAGAGCAGAAAUUAUUCGUUACAUAUUUGCAUAUUUGGACAUAAAGUAUGAAGAUCACAGAAUAGAACAAGCUGACUGGCCUGAAAUCAAAUCAACUCUUCCAUUUGGCAAAAUCCCCAUUUUGGAAAUCGAUGGACUUAAGCUUCACCAGAGCCUAGCAAUAGCAAGAUAUUUGACCAAAAACACAGAUUUGGCUGGAAAAACAGAACUGGAACAAUGUCAAGUUGAUGCUAUUGUGGAUACAUUGGAUGAUUUCAUGUCACGUUUUCCUUGGGCAGAGAAAAAACAAGACAUAAAAAAGCAGACGUUUAAUGAACUACUUACGUACGAUGCACCUCAGCUUCUGCAAGAUUUGGAAGCAUACUUAGGGGAAAGAGAGUGGUUCAUUGGUAACUCUGUAACUUGGGCAGAUUUCUACUGGGAAAUUUGCAGUACUACACUUUUGGUCUUCAAACCUGACUUGUUGGACAUCCAUCGCAGGCUGGUGAUGUUAAGGAAGAAAGUCCAAGCCAUUCCUGCCAUUGCUGACUGGAUACAGAGGAGGCCCCAGACCAGACUCUAGGUGAUGCCUGUUGCCUCCAACUUCCUUGUUCUUCACAGUCAGGCUCCCAUCAGAUAAGAAGCUACAUCCGCCUGCCUGCCUUGGUCCACACACACUCCUUCAACUUUGCCGCUAGCUACUGUCAGCAAAUCACUAUGCAAAUAGGAAGCACAGCAUGACGGAUGACCAAUGUCACUUCUUUCAAAGCCUGACUGAUAGUUCACUGCAAAUGUUUGUUGUUCAUGCACAGACAAUACAGUGUGUAGUGGCAGUGCCUGCUUGUUUCUCAGUGAUAAACACACUUGCCAUUUUACAAAAAUGGAUAUUUGAAAACGGGAACUCACCAACAAAGAUGAAAAUACAAUAAAGAAACGACAAGUGCUAGUGCUGGUGUGAAGUUCAAACUGAACGAAAAGUGGAAAGAGCUGACAAUGGGAGUCUUAACACUGCUGCAGUUCAAAUGGCUCUACAUAUGCAGCCAGAGAACCUGGUGAAGGGAAACUCAGCAACAUCAAUGAGGAAGGUGGCGUGACAAAGACGAAAAUAUCUCAGAGGAAGUGAGACUGGUGUAAAACUUCAUAUUAAAAGAACAGAGAUCAAAAUAAGAAGA